This is a messenger RNA of Oncorhynchus nerka (sockeye salmon), 2501 nucleotides long. RefSeq names its product proteasome adapter and scaffold protein ECM29-like. Lineage: Eukaryota; Metazoa; Chordata; Actinopteri; Salmoniformes; Salmonidae. The record is from RefSeq and is a predicted model, not a curated record. The annotation marks the transcript as partial. Gene Ontology annotation, cellular component: cytoplasm; nucleus. The transcript has 6 exons. Gene Ontology annotation, molecular function: molecular adaptor activity.
UCCUCCCCGGGCCAGCCCAGUGUACCAGAGGUGAUAGAUCUGGUGUUGAAGGAGUGUCGUAAAGACAACCUGGUCUACAAGAUGGCUGCCCUGGGCUGUGCUGCUGACGUCCUGCAGGCCACACAGGAAGACCGCUUCAGUGACAUGGCAGACAUACUCAUACCACUCAUUAAGAAGAACUCUGCAGCAACUUCGAGGUUGAGACAUGAUAGUGAUGACGAUCGGGAUGAGAAGGAGAAGGAGCUGCAGACUGAAGCUCUACUCUGUGCCUUCCAGACGCUGGGCAAGACCUGGCCCAACAACGCACAAACCCAAGAACGUUUCCAGUUGGACCUGUGCUGUCUGAUGUGUGAGAGGUUGAAACUCAGUACAUGGAGGGUCCAGGUGGGGGUGCUACAGUCUAUGAAGACAUACUUCCAGAGGUUGCUACUGUUGGAGAAAGAGAAAGACAACCAGAACUUCACAGCCUUGUCCCUUAUUCUCACUGAGACAUGCAGCGCUCUCACACACCCACUAGAGAAUAAGAGUUACUCCUCUGUGAGGACCGAAGCGUUGUCUGUUGUGGAACUACUGGUGAAGAGGACAGGAGAGAGCGGUCAGUGGGAGUGUGUCUCGGGGAAGAGUCGCGAACAGCUGCAACGUUCACUGUCCACCCUGCAGACAGACAGCAGACCUGACCUACGAGACAAGGCCCAGGAACUACGGAGGAACAUCCAGAGUCAACCCUGAACACACACACACCUACCUAGUCAACCCUGAACACACACACACACACCUACCUAGUCCACCCUGAACACACACACACACACACCUACCUAGUCCACCCUGAAUACACACCCCAGAUCUCUGUGUGGACUAUAAUGUGUAUUGUGUCAAUGGGAGGACGGCUGACUGGGUCAUUUAUAAUUGGAAACGCCAUCUCAACUCACUAUGUAAACAAACAGCACCCUAUUCCCUAUAUAGUGCACUACUGUUGACCAGGUCCCAUAGGAUUCUCUGCUCUGAAGUAGUGCACUUUUGUCGACCAGGGAUCAUCAACUAGAUUCAGCUGUGGGACAAUUUGAUCACAAUGAUUAUAAUUUGACUAAAAACAUCCAUUUUAAAAUCUUGUUUGGAUUUGUAAAGGAUCACAUGCAUCUCUUGGAGACUUUGGAAUAGACCAAACUAAAAUCAGUUCGAGAUGGGUCUUUUUUUUUUUACAGUCUUAACAUACUUUCUUUUUAAAAAAACAAGUCCUGGGCAGUUUGGGAACCUGGAUAAAGGGAAUCUGGUGGCGUUAGGUCCUGUGUAACAGCUUCUAAACAGCUGCCUUCUUUCUCUCCUACAGCAGCCAGUACAGUACACCCCUACUGAUGAACUACAAUGGUACGUCCCACAUGGUGCCCUGAUUCUCUAAACACUACUAGUGGGAAUAAGGGUUGUCAUUUGGGACGUAACCCAGGACGAUACUGCAACUUUAUUUAACACAUUGGUUGUCCACUCCUUGGUCCUGGAGAGCUACUGGGUGGUUGGAGGCUGUUGUUCCAGCCAAUCAGCUCAUUCCACAGAGGGCUGAGUGUUUUCCCUUCUCCCUCGUACUUGAUUGAUGAAUUUAAGGUCACUAAUUAGUAAGGAACUCUCCUCACCUGGUUGUCUAGGUCUUUAGUAAGGAACUCCCCUCACCUGGUUGUCUAGGUCUUUAGUAAGGAACUCCCCUCACCUGGUUGUCUAGGUCUCUAGUAAGGAACUCCCCUCACCUGGUUGUCUAGGUCUCUAGUAAGGAACUCUCCUCACCUGGUUGUCUAAGUCUUUAGUAAGGAACUCUCCUCACCUGGUUGUCCAGGUAUUUAAUUGAAAGGGGAAAAACCUGUGGACACGGUCCUCCAUGGAAUGAGGUGAGCAGGCUUUUGUUCCAGCCCAACACUUGUUAUCACGGUUUGAACUGAAAUAGGUGCCGGAGCUCCACAAUACUGUUGAUAUUCUGUCAGAGAAACCAGUGCUCAGUCCUGGUUAACUCCUGCCUAAGUCCAGCACUGGUCUUGAUGAUAGGUAAUGUUAACUAGUGCUGGGUUGGACCAAAAGCCUGCACCUACCUCUGGAGCUCUUCAGAACUAGAGUUGGUGACCAGUGUCUCUGUCUGAACUUGGUAAUUACUUCUUUCCCCCAGUUUGCAUGUUCAAAAAAUAUAUUUUCAGCCAUGUUGAUUAGAAACCCAACAUUGAACAGUGGGGGUUGGUUGGUGUGAGAGGGAGGCAUGGAAUUCUUGUGAAUUUGUCUCCAAAAAUAAAUAAAUAAAUAAAUAAAACAACCUUGAGCUUUGAAGACGUCAUUAUUUGGGUUUUAAACUACGCCAGACUGUGUUUGUGAAAAGGGGGCUUUUAUUAUAAACAACAAGACAUUCAAAUACAUGGCGCAGAACAGUAUAUUUCAGACACACAAACCUCUGUAUACAAGGACAGAAGAAUUGCUAGAUGCAGGUUUCAUGUUAAGCCAGACGGCUAGUUGAAUGGACAACUAAAUAA